Molecule: messenger RNA, 2324 nt
Organism: Papaver somniferum (opium poppy)
Lineage: Eukaryota; Viridiplantae; Streptophyta; Magnoliopsida; Ranunculales; Papaveraceae
Product: sodium/hydrogen exchanger 3-like
Exons: 14
Coding region: 424-2076 (550 amino acids)
Biological process (GO): regulation of pH; proton transmembrane transport; sodium ion transport
Cellular component (GO): membrane
Molecular function (GO): sodium:proton antiporter activity
Source: RefSeq, a predicted model, not a curated record
CGUACAUUUUGCAACUCAGAAAGUUUUUAACUUUCUCUGUCUCAUGACUCUCAUCUCUACUCUCUCUGUCGAUAAUAAUAGUUUCCUCUCUCUCCACAGCUUUGACUCUAUCUUGUUACCCAAUUCUGAUUACUUUCCAAAGUUCUCUAGAUUUUCUAUUCAGUUUCCAUUUUCAACUAUUCGUAAGCUUCACAAUCUAAGUCAAUUUCACUUUCCAUUUCCUAAAAUCAGAGUAAAACAGAGGAUAUUUCAGUUUUUCUUGUUCAAAUUUUGAAGCAAGCGAUCUUCUUUUUCAUUCUGUUUAAAGAACAAGAUCAGUAGAAUUAGCAAAACCCUGUCCGGGUUUUCGUUUGAUUGAGUUCUUAUAGGUUAAUUCUCUUUGAUUAUAUGAAAGUUUGGUUGAAAAGAGAGUGAAACAGAGCCAUGUUGGACUUAUUGAAGCUGCAAACAGAAUAUGCUGGUGUAGUAUCAAUUAACUUAUUUGUCACACUUCUUUGUGCUUGUAUCGUGAUUGGUCAUUUAUUAGAAGAGAAUCGAUGGAUGAACGAGUCGAUUACCGCUAUUGCAAUUGGAUUAUGUACAGGAUUUGUGAUUCUAUUAACUACAGGAGGAACAAGUUCUCAUCUUUUAAUGUUUAGUGAAGAUCUUUUCUUUAUAUAUCUUCUUCCGCCUAUUAUCUUUAAUGCUGGAUUUCAGGUUAAGAAGAAACAUUUCUUUCGAAAUUUCGUGAAAAUUAUGCUGUUUGGUGCUGUUGGGACAUUUUUAUCCUUCGCAAUCGUUUCGUUUGGUGCUGCUCAAAUAUUCAAAAAGAUGGACAUAGGUGGCUUGGAGUUAGGCGACUAUCUCGCAAUUGGAACGAUAUUUUCGGCCACCGACUCUGUUUGCACCUUGCAGGUGCUUAACCAGAACGAGACACCUUUUCUAUACAGUUUGGUUUUCGGAGAAGGCGUCGUUAAUGAUGCCACGUCUGUGGUGCUCUUCAAUGCAAUCCAGAGCUUUGAUCUCACUCACAUUAGCUCUAAUACUGCGUUGCAGCUCCUAGGCAACUUCUUAUAUUUGUUUAUCAUAAGCACAUUGCUUGGAGUGUUUGCCGGACUUCUUAGCGCGUACAUUAUCAAAAAAUUGUAUUUUGGCAGGCACUCAACUGACCGGGAGGUUGCAAUUAUGAUACUUAUGGCUUACCUUUCCUAUAUGAUGGCGGAGUUAUUUGAGUUAAGUGCUAUUCUCACGGUAUUCUUUUGUGGGAUAGUCAUGUCGCAUUAUACAUGGCAUAACGUGACUGAUAAUUCAAGAAUCACCACCAAGCAUACUUUUGCGACGAUGUCAUUCAUUGCUGAAAUAUUUAUCUUCUUAUAUGUUGGUAUGGAUGCUUUGGAUAUUGAGAGAUGGAAAGUUGUUAGUACAAGUCCUGGAAAAUCAAUUGGGGUUAGCGCAAUAUUGCUAGGUCUGGCUGGAGUUGGACGAGCAGCUUCUGUUUUCCCUCUUUCCUUCUUAAACAACUUAACUAAAAAAGCACCAGAAGACAAAAUUAACAUAAAGCAGCAAGUAAUUAUAUGGUGGGCUGGUCUGAUCAGAGGUGCCGUAUCUGUUGCACUUGCUUAUAAACAGUUUGCACGCGAAGGCUACAAUCAAACGCAAGGAACUGCUAUUAUGAUCACGAGCACUAUAAGUGUCGUUCUUUUCACAACAGUGGUAUUUGGAUUGCUGACUAAGCCCCUGAUAAUACUCUUAAUACCUCAGAAACCUUCAUCCGGGCCAACAACUCCAAAUUUUAAAUCCCAAGAAUCACCCUUAACAUUCCCACUCCUAGUUAACGAGCAAAAUUUGGAAUCUGGUCAGACGGACGCAGGGACUCAAAAUGUGCUUAUUGAUCAGAUGGAAGGGGAGAAUCAAAAUGGACCUAGACGACCAAGACUUGAUAGGCAACUCUCCGCUACAUCUACGGUACACCAGUACUGGCGUAAGUACGAUGAUUCAUUUAUGCGUCCAAUGUUUGGUGGCCGAGGUUUCACUCAACCGGUUGCCGGUGAACCAAUUGACCCAAGUGUAACUGCUCGUUGGCCUGAGUCACCCUGAGCUCAUGAGUAAUUAGUCUCUAAAACCUCAGAAAAUACAUAUACCGCAUUGGAAUUGUGUAUGUAAUUAAAGUCCUUUAACGAGGGAGUAUCCUUGUGAAUUUUGAAAAGUAAAAAAAACCGAGAAUUUUCAACUGUUUUUCUUCAAGUCUCUCUCAAUUGAAUCAAUCUCAAUCGAUUCAAAUUGAGAUGAUAUUUUGUAGUGAUGAUAUUUUGUUAAUUAUGUUAUUGUUGGUUCCGUUUGCUUUC